GCAGCCGGCUGGUUUCUACUGAAGUUGUGACUCAAAACAGGAGGAAAUGUUGCAUUUCUUGGGACUAUUUUUAGCCGUGCAUGAACACACAUGUAGUGCUGUAGUGGGUGUGUGAUGGGUCAAAUAAACCAGCUGUCAUGUUCCAGGUAUCAGUGUCCAGUGAGUCCGGUCAGCUCUCUCUCCUCUCAGUCAUAUGAUUUAUGUGAACUGUCCUCGCUGCUUCUACUAAACCGGCAGCGAAAUUGAAAAGAAAAAGUGAAGUGAAACCGCAGCCUGACUCGCUUUAAACUCCACUGAACUCGAUGCCCGGUCCACAAAUAACACUUUAUAUAUUCUGACAGAGGCAGAGAGCAGGAAGUCCUCCUGGUCUAUUUAUUUAUAAUCAUUAUAAUAAUAAUCUGUGAUGUCAGACUGUGACUCUUCCUGCCAGACUCACAGCAACAGUAACCUCCUGUGUGAAGGAUGUGAGGGCUCGGAGGACGAGGGCAGGAGGCUGAAGAGGAGAGAGAAGAACAGAGUCGCAGCUCAGAAGAGUCGCAAGAGACAAAUACAACGAGCUGACGUCCUGCAUGAGGCCUGUGAAGUGUUGGAGCAGAGGAACAGGAAGCUGAGGAGAGAGGUGGAUUCUCUGUCUGAGGAGCAGCGUCUGCUGUCUGAGACCCUCAGAGUUCAUGAGCCCAUCUGUCCCAUCAUGCACUGCUCCUUCACCUCCUCCUCCUCCUCCUCCUCCUCCUCCUGCCUGCAGCCGGACUCGUUGGCAGCUCGCUCCGUCUGAAGCAGCAGUGCUGAAGUCUUUGGAGUUUGGGGUUAUUUUGAUGGUUGUUGACUCUUUUUCA
Messenger RNA from Centropristis striata (black sea bass), 836 nucleotides. It is a transcript of the gene batf3, whose product is annotated as basic leucine zipper transcription factor, ATF-like 3. Gene Ontology annotation, biological process: regulation of transcription by RNA polymerase II. The coding region runs from base 404 to 775 and encodes 123 amino acids. The record is from RefSeq and is a predicted model, not a curated record. Gene Ontology annotation, cellular component: nucleus. Gene Ontology annotation, molecular function: RNA polymerase II cis-regulatory region sequence-specific DNA binding; DNA-binding transcription factor activity, RNA polymerase II-specific. The transcript has 4 exons. NCBI's taxonomy places the organism in Eukaryota, Metazoa, Chordata, Actinopteri, Perciformes, Serranidae.